Messenger RNA from Lodderomyces margitis, 2274 nucleotides. It is a transcript of the gene BMT4, whose product is annotated as Bmt4p. Lineage: Eukaryota; Fungi; Ascomycota; Pichiomycetes; Serinales; Debaryomycetaceae. The transcript has a single exon. The coding region runs from base 1 to 2274 and encodes 757 amino acids. The record is from RefSeq and is a predicted model, not a curated record. Gene Ontology annotation, molecular function: mannosyltransferase activity.
AUGAUCAAGAAAUACCUUCCGUUAUUUCCCAAGCCUAGACAAAUUAGGAAAACAUACUUGGCCAUCCCAUUCAUUUUAAUCACAUUUAUACUUUUACAUUUCCUCAACACCUAUGACACUGUUAAACAAUGGUCUUCUCAAUUUAGAGGACCUAAAUUACCCAUUUCGCACUUUAGUACCAAACCAAUCACUAUACUACCAUCAGAUUAUAGUACAGCUUUACGGAUAGAUCAUAAUAUUACUGAAAACAAAAAUGAUAUUGUUCAAUACCAUGGUAGUUCUAGUGCAUUGAGUCUAAUUAUAACAAAUCAAACGUAUACACUGCAUCCUAUUAGCUUAUUUGCAUCUACGCCAGUGGCAUCUGUGUUUGAAGAGCAACAAGAACAACAGAAGGACACAAGUUGUUCCAACUUGCAGCUUGAUAAACAAGUUUCCAUUACUAAAAGUGUAGAGUUUAAACAUGAUUGGAAAUUAAUUGCUCAAACAAUAUUAAAGCAAAUCACCAAUGAGGAUAGCUUAAAAGAAUUGGCUGGGUUCUUCCAAGGUAAACUAAGCAAGUAUAUCGAAACUAAUCAAUUGAAUGAAAAGCAUUUUUACAAAUUUGCUGGUACUUCGGUAUGGUUGAAAAAAUACGGAGUUCAUUUAAUGGUUUCACGUUUAUUGUUUACUCAAACGGCAAGAAAAGCUGAUCCUCAAAUUUCCUUGCUUUAUGCUCAAAUUUACGAUGAAAACUGGCACGAAUUAACCAAUGUCGAUUUGGUUUUACCCAUUAUUGAUGAUGAUGGUGAACGUAAAUACGAAAGUGUUAAUUUCCCUCGAGCCAUGUCAAUUCCAUUUUAUCAUAAUUCGAAAAAGACAAAGAAAAGAUGGUACGGUCCUGAAGACACUCGAUUAUUGUUGAGUAAGAACGAGUAUGGGGACGAAGAGCCUAUUAUUGUAUUCAAUGCUUUCCAUAGACAAGUGCUUGAAACUGUUGAAGAUUCAAAUGGAGAAAAGCAACCGGCCAAAUAUGCUUUUUACCGACUGAUGUUUAUGGGAUAUUUGUGGAGAUACCAACGUGGGAAACAAAAUGUCGAUGCUGGACAAGAUAAUCGAGCAUCAAAGACAAGGUAUAACAAAGUUGUUGAAUUGAGAAUUGAAGGGCAACAACGUCAAAAAGUUGAAAAAAAUUGGACACCAUUUAUUAACCCGCUGGAAAGGAAAAGCAGUGUAGUCAAUGGUGGUGAUGAACAUAUGUAUAUUGUUUACCAAUGGGAUAAUUUGAAAAUCUUGCGGUGUGAAUUAGCCAACGCUGGCGACUAUUCAAAAUGUCAAGUUGAUUUUAAACAAAAUAACGAGGCAAGUAAAGUUGGACCAGUGAGAGGGGGUACAGAGUUAAUCCCUAUAAAGACCAAGUCCAAUUUAGACCAAGUUUGGAUUGGUUUCCUUCGGGCCCAUAUAGAUAAAUGUGGAUGUGGGAAAGCAAUGUAUAGACCCAAUUUCAUUGUUUUGGGAGAGAAGAAUGGCCAAUUUAAAUUAUCUCAUCUUUCGUCAUCGAUAUCAUUUAACAUGGCAGUAGAUGGAUGGAAGUAUGCUCAAGUACAAUGUGGAAGGAGAGACCCCAAUGUUUUGAUACCCAAUGGUAUCUCGAUGUAUGAACCAAAACAAGAUUACCUAAGUUUGAUAUUAUCGAUUGCUGAUAAAAAUGAUAAUUUAGUUCAUGUUAGUGGGAUCAAGAAAAUGGUUGAUGAACUUGGUUUAAAUUGGGGCGCUUCAGAGUCAGUUGCAGUCAAGAGUCCAUUGAUUUCUUGUGUUGUUGAUAAGAGUAUGGAGUUUUGUAAGGUGUAUGGAUUGGAACAGGAUAGAUUGGGUGUUAGUGAAGCAGCUAGGAAAAAAGCCAAGGAGGAGGAAGAAGCGAAGGCCAAAGCAGAAAACGAGAAACAAAAAGGAGAGGAUGCAAAAGAAGCGGUAGAGAAGCAGAAACAACCUGUGAAUGAAAAAGGCUCUUCAAACCAUCAAAAUACACAACCUCAACCCCAACCUCAACCUCAACCUCAACCUCAACCUCAAGAGCAGCAGAAACAGGAAACGCAACCAGAAACAAAGCAGCAAGAAGCACAACCGGAAGCUGAUAAACAACAAGAGGCAGGUGAAGCAAGUAAUAAGAAUGAGUCGCCACAACAACAAGAAGCACAACAAGCACAACCAGCACAACAAGAUGAGCAUCCGAAUGAAGAUCAAAAGGAUAGAACGAGUGAAUCAGAAAAUAAACCAGAACCAAAAAAAGUGACUUGA